AUGUCCACGUAUCGGUGUAACGUUAUUGCUAUUUUGGUGGUUGUGGUAUUAUUAGCAAUUAAUUUAACAAAAGGUCAAUCUGAAAAUUUUCCGUAUGGAGAAAAACGGCAAGAAGGAAGUGCGACGCAUUAUUGUGGGAAACGGCUGUCAAAUGCUUUACAAAUAUUUUGUAAUGGUGUUUAUAAUUCAAUGUUUAAAAAAAGUGGAUUUGAAAUGGAAAUGGAUGAUUAUCCAUAUGCAUACGACUAUCCUCUAAGAUCUCGAGCGAGCGCUAACGCAAUGAUGGGCCGAUUUGGAGGCGCGAGAUUUCGACGUCAAUCACGGGGUGUUCACGAUGAGUGCUGCGUAAAACCUUGCUCGAUCUCCGAGUUAAUGAGCUAUUGUGGUAAUUAA
Cotesia congregata is the source of this 393-nucleotide messenger RNA. NCBI's taxonomy places the organism in Eukaryota, Metazoa, Arthropoda, Insecta, Hymenoptera, Braconidae. The record is from the annotation of a GenBank genome assembly.